Hyaloscypha bicolor E is the source of this 1239-nucleotide messenger RNA. RefSeq lists its product as uncharacterized. The record is from RefSeq and is a predicted model, not a curated record. Gene Ontology annotation, molecular function: protein binding. NCBI's taxonomy places the organism in Eukaryota, Fungi, Ascomycota, Leotiomycetes, Helotiales, Hyaloscyphaceae. Bases 228 to 1037 code for a protein of 269 amino acids. The transcript has a single exon.
GAACAAACUCUGGAUAACGACGCUUUCGUAUACUGCCCACUACUCAAAUAGCCCUUGAAUCGAUUUCUCAAUAUCUUCCAUUAAUUAUCCUCUUGUCUGUUGUCCCAGAGCCAGGGUGCUAGCUGAAGGCCACUGGGAAGACGUAUCUUCGCUACGCCUCGAUCCAAACGCCUUAACAUCCCCUCCACACUUUCGGACCUAUCUCAGAUAUUCCCGCAACUGCAGCAAUGGCUAACCAGCAUACCAAUGAGAUGAGGGCAUUCAAUAUUGAGGCAGAGAUGGCCCUUUCCCUCGAUCACAUGAGCGAAGCAGACCUUCGUUGCUUCGCAGAGUUGCACAAAGAUCCCUCGAGCGAGGAGCAAAUCGAGAGAGAUAUAUAUACCUGCUUCCUCAUCUUCAUGAGAACACGCUCAGCGGAACCGCUUGAACGAGCCAUUCGGCGAACGGAGGGAUGGAUCGCAGUAACGGCUUCAGAUCACCCUGAUCGCGCUCGACGAUCUUACAUUCUCGAUAUAAUAUCGGUCAAGAUGGCCAGCAUUAACAACUCUACUGCCUUGUGGAGGAGGAUGAGCGGCUUAGGAGUCCAUCACGGUACAAAAUUUGAAGCCAGUGGGAGUAUGGUCGACCUUCAGCAUACUGUGAGUUACAAUGAGCUGGCCUUAGCGGUUCCGCCUGCUCGACCUGCCUUAUUGAACAACCUUGGAUGGAUGCUCGGCAAGCGAUUUGAAUUGACAGGGAAAACAAUCGAUCUCAACCGUGCCGUCGAGCUUAGCGGAAAAGCUAUAGAAGUCACACCUCUUGGCCAUCCCGAUCGAGGGAUAUGGUUAAGCAAUUUCGGAUAUUGGCUUCGUACGCAGUUUAUGCAGACUGGGGAGAUAGAGGCUCUCAACCGUGCCAUACAACUCAGUGAAGAAGCAGUGACAGCUGCAUCUCGCAAUAACUCUGAUCUAGCUGGUUGUCUGUUUAGACUUGGAGUUUGGCGUUUUCGGAGAUUUGGGCUGAUUGGAAUGAUGAGCGAUUUUGACCGUGCCAUCUGAUACCCCCCGUUCGUCAAUACGAGCGAUUAAUCAAUCGCCCUCCCGAUUAAUCAAUCGUAGCGCCCGAUUAAUCAAUGGGGGGGGGAUUACGAUUCGGGCUCCACAGUGGGUCCCGAUUAAUCAAUCGGGUAAUAUUAAGAUUUAGGGAAUGGCAAAAGCAGUAUAUAUUAGUAUACUUUACCCAAAUCAAGCUUUAUUAUAC